UCACGAGAAAUAGGCGGGGGUCCAGUUGGUGAAGGCCUGCCGACACAGUGGACACUCGCGCGGCUGCAUGGUCUGAGCACAUUGAAGGCAGAUGCAGAAGUGGCCGCACGGCUGCAGCACCACCGACCGCUCCCUCUCCUGGCACACUUGACACUCGGUCGCCUCCGCUCUCGCCCUCUGGUUGCUCUGCUGCAUCUGCUGCCGCAUUUCUUGACGAAGCUCGGCCUCACCCCUCUCGCGUGCCCUCUGCUGAGCCCGCCGCUCGAGUGACUGCAGCUGCGAUUGCUCGUCGCUGAGUGCCGUCUGGCGAUCCGCUAGCUGCAUAGCAAAGCCGCUUAGCUCGUCUGCAGUGGUCAGUCCAUUGAAGGUCUCGGUCAACCUGAAUGACUCACACAUCACAUCAAAGGACAUGCACUGGUGUUGCCCGCCUCUGUGGUUGGGUGCUGACCUGUGGAUGUGGUUGCUCCGUAGCUGAUCUAUGUCGGCCUGCAACGCACGAUUGGCCUCACCAGCGCUGACAGACACAAAGGGAGAUGAACGUCAUGGCGCUCUGUCGGAGUGUGCGUUGGCCGCCUGUCGGUUACGUACCUGGCAUUCUCCUCCCUAAGCGAUGCGACCUCCUGUCUGAGUGACGCCUCCCUCUCCCCAGCAGCACUGACGGACAAGGACGCGAACAGCACACACACAGAGUGAGGCCCACUCAUUGUGUAGUGGGUGAAUGAGUGCCGUCUGGCUGACCUCUUGUAUCUCUCGAAGUGGUGCUGCAGCUGGCGUACUUCGGCCUCCUUCUGCUCACGGGCAGACCUCUCGCGAUCGAUGUCACUGAGAGCACAUCAUAGGCGGUGAGGCGCACGUGGCCGUGUGUGCUUCCCAUGUGUACCUACAUACCUGGUGAGCCGCUGGCGCUGUUGCGUAAGCUGCUGACAAUAGACCUCAUUGGCUUUCUGCAUGUCAACCUGGAGCCGCUCGUUGGCCGCCAGAGUGUCGUUGACGGUCUGCUCCCCGGCCACCUGGGCCUCACGCAACCUACACACAACACAUGGUUGAUGUGUGUAGGUGAUGUGUUGGUGUGUGUACCGUUCGCUCUCCUGCCGAGCGGCGAGAGUCUCUUGACGGGCGGCGUGAGUCUCCUGCUGGGCAGCAUGAAGCUGUUGCUGAGCUGCCAUAUCCCGCUCCAUCAACGCACGCCUGCAACAAAUGAGACAAACGAGUGUGUCCUUCUCUGCCCCUCCCUGCCUCCCUCUCUCACUGCAAUGCUUCGAUCUGCUGGUCUUUGCGCGCCAGCUCAGCAGCAAACCUGACAGCGAGCGGCACUGAGACACCGUGGACACCCUGCCUUAAGCUGCCUCUCACCUGGCCCGCAUCGCCUCAGUCUCCCCUCCACCACUCACACGCCCGUCGUCACCGCCCGCCGCCCCUCCAUCGGUCUCUCCAGCCCCCUGACCAGCCAGACGCUCAUCGCCACCGCCACCAUGCUCAGUCACACCAUCAAGCAACAGCAGGUCAUCCAACUCAUGCCCGCCAUCGGGCAAAAGUGGAUCCAGAGACUUACUGACAGCGCUCGCGGCAGCAGCGGCAGCUGGGCCAUGAAGGGGGCUGUUGGAUGGUUCGCUGUCCACGAGCUCGAGACCACUAUCAGCCUCUCCCUCCCCCUCACGCACAGAUGGGCGGCCGUCUUCCGCAAUGGAUGGUGCUGCUGCGACCAAUGGGGGAGGGCUGGCCGAUGCGGCAGGGAUAGCCUGUGGCUUCUUGUUCUUGUGCCGUUUUUUCUUCUUGGCCUUCUUGCCGCCCUCGCCCCCCUGCUGCCCGCCCCCACCAUGCUGCGGCUGGUCCUCCUCGCUUGAGAACUGCACGUCGAGCUCUCUCAGGAGGUCCUUCUCAUUCUUGCGCGCCGUCGCCUCCCUGGCUGCCAUGGCGGAACUGACGGCCUCGUCGGUCGUCUUGUCGGCUUGGCGCUCCAUGCGCCGCUGCUCCCGAGCCUUCUCCUUCUUCCUGCUCUCGAGCCUCUCACGCAGCUCCUCGCGGACGAAGUCACAGAGGCUCUUGGGCUGGUCCUCCACGAGGGGCUCCUCGCCGGUGACCAUCUUAUGAAGCGCAUCUGAUACAAAGGCGGAGCUGAAUGUAUGUCAGAUUUGGUCAGGCAGAGCGGUACGCGCCUGGUAAUGCUAUUCGUACCGAUCUCUCUGACCACUUCUGCUCUUGCCGCUGUGUUUUUGCUGAUUUGCUCGAUGAGGCACGUGAUCUGGCUGUCGACGUUCCCCUUGUCGGCCUUGGACGCGGUGGCCUUGGCCCUCUGCACCCUGAGGUUGUUUAGCUUGGUCUGCAGCGUCACCCGCAGCUUCUCGAUCACCUCAAGCUGCUUGCGCUUCUCGUGCAAAUCCUGAACACAACACUGACAACCACACAGUGACGGCUCCAGACUAUCCGCAAGACGUGAUCUCGUGUACCGCUAUCUGCGCCCUGUGCCUCUCCUGCUGACUGAUAGCGGCCGCCAUCUGCGCCAUGUGCCUCUCCACCUGACUGAUAGCGGGGUCCUUCUGGUACACCAGCCUGGUGGCCUCUGACAUAACACAACGAAGGAGAAAAUACAGAUGUGUGUCCCUGCCCUCUUCCCUUGCUCAGCUCACUCACCAGUGAGGGCGGCACGUAAUGCAUCGACAUCCUCCUGAGUGAUGUUGUUGAUGGCAGAGCAGUCCUUGAGAGCCUCGAGCUGCGCAACACACUGCCGAUACGCGAACAGUUCAAGCUCGGUCACAGAGAAGGGGUUCUGGAAGCACUUUGCUGAGUCGGGGCCGCGGUUGUGUGACAUGCUGUCCCAGUACAGCUGCAGCAAUAGGAACCCCCUGUUCAUGACCGUCUGCACCCAUGUGGAGGGGGCGAGGGGGUUGUAAGACCGCACGAGGGCACAGCACAGGUGCUUUGGGAGACGCGACGAAGAGUCCUGCUCAUAGCGCGUCUCGAGCACGGACGGGAGACCUAAACAGGAGGCAGGCAAGCGGGCAGAGAGACGGGGUGGCGGUAGUCUAGCUAGUUGGCUCACCUGUCACGAUGACUGGCUGUUUGUAGGCGUAAUUCUCAUUGAUUCCUCCAACGUAUUCGAAUUCGAUGAGCGGAAGGAAGACAUCGAAUGCGAAAAGAGGACAUCGACGAGAGGAGACAUCGACGAGAGGAACGCCUGCAGGGGUCCACACGCACAAGCGCAUAGUCGCACAAGCUGACAUGCCCUCUCUGCGCAUUCACGUACUUAUGAGGUCCAGAACGAAUGGUGGCUCGCUUCUGAUCUCCGUCUCCUUGGCUCGCAGCCUCUCCUCCCUCCUCUGCCGCUCCGCCGCCCGUCGGUCCUCCUCAGCUGCGUCAGCUGCUGGCGGCAGGCGGGCGUCAUCGGCCGCCCACUGACGGUCUUUGACCUCAUGCGCGGCUCGCAGCUCACUCUCACGCUCAGCAUCGGCCCUGUCGACAGCCCCCUGCACCAAUGACGCAAAGUCACCACUCGACAGGAACUGCUGGCUGAUGAGCUUGCCCAGCGGGACGCGUGCUGAGGAACAAACAGGUGUGGAGCAGACGCAUCUGAUCGAUCCACAUCGCUUCUGCACUUCGCGUACAUGACAGAGAGAGCCUUGCGAGUGUGAGGUCCUCUAAUGCGAGUCGAAGGAGGGACACAACGGUGUUUGCGGUGACAGGCAGACCUAGGCUCCUGAAGGGACACACGGCCAGCUGCAUACUCGCUCGCAGACACACGAGUUUGUGUGACCUACUUGAGACUGCGUCGAUUGGGAUUGGUCUUGAGGGCAGCCGUCGCGGCGGACACGACUGUGUCCUCAACGAUGGGCAGCGGAAACUCGCCAACCGGGAAGAAAGACAGAUGGAUGUCCCUGCACACAAUGGUCCCGAAGAGGCGUUCCAUCGAACCCUGCGGACCAGAGAGAUGCCAACAGAGAAGGCUAUCAGCAAGGCUGUCUCAGUGUGGUUAGUGCUAUUUCAGACCUUCAGUUGGUCGUAUCGAUAGGUUUCGCCCUCAGACUUGGUCAAGACCAUAUCGGACAGACUUAGAGUUUCAAACGACCUACCACAGAGGCCCUGCAAGCGAUACGCCACAUACAAGUACAGCCCAGUCUGUCAAAUGGAUUCGGCGGCCGACCUCGAGCAAGGUUAGAUAGGGAUUGAACAACAUACGACAUAGAGAGAGUGCCAUUCGCCUGCACACACGCAUCACAUGUCAUCAGUGAAUGCCUCGGUUUCCCAUUCUCCGCCGUGAAGUCAUACCUCAGUGUCGUGAAGGGCGGUUCUUUCUUGUCGUGCCCUGUGUCGGCCGUCCGCCCCGCCUCUGUCCUCCCCUUUGUUUCCUCCGCUGAGUCUGCCGGCACGACAGUGGACGAUGUGCUGGGAAUGCGAGUGACGUCACGCGAUGAUGACGGUGGAGGGGAGGGACUGGUGCCGCUGCUGCCCUUGCCGUAUCCUUCUGGCCGGGCCUUGAGCAAGGCACUCAACCGGUCGGCGAAGGCACGGCUCAGGCUUACGCCCUCUAGGCGCAGCGAGGCAAGUGAGGGCAGGCGACCGAUGGCAUUGACGAGUUGGGCGCACUCCCCAUCAGGCAGGCAAGUCAAAUCCGCACCUGAGCGCCACACAUACCUUGACAAUCAGCGACAGCGUGCGCGCUCUCUUAUGACCGCCUUACCUGCCACAGUGAGUGCCGUGAGUCUCUCUGCCCUCUGGAGGAAGCCGAUGAGGUCGCUGACGUCAUCGGCGGUCGGUGAGCACUCCCAGCGGAUCGACAAUGUCAACAUCAUGUAGGGUGAAUACCUGAUUGCAGGGAGGAAGCCGCGAACAUGAGUGAAUUGCUGUCCGUCAUCUCUUCCCAUCAACAUACCUCGCCAGUGUCGCCACCAGCCGAUUUUGCCUGCUCACUGAGAUCAAUGCAAAUGGCGCUAGCAGCUCGCGAUUGGCAUACGAUGAGAUGCGGUCAGUCGAGCGGACGGGACACAACCUAAUACCAGCCAGCACACAGUGGCCACGGGGUGUAUUUGCAUCUGUAUGUGUGUGAAUGACUCUUUACGCGUGUAGCAGACUUCGACAUGAGAGCACGAGCAUAGCGAGGUCUUUGGAGGAGAAGUAGUAGAGCCCACCAAGCUGGUAGAUGGUGUGGAGGAUUCUCUUGUCCGACAAACACCGCACCAGCCGAUUCUGACAGACACACAGCACAAGCGUGAGGGGUCGGUCACACAUGGUCGCUCUCUACCCACCUGCUUGUUCUGCCGUUGUGCAGCCUCUCUGUGGGGGUCGCCUUGCGAUGAGACCCACCGAUCGAUCGCCUCCUACACGGAUCACACACACACACAAACACACACACAGUGGCGAGCAGUGAUCGAUCGGUCUACAUGAUGGUCAGACCUUGCGGCGGCGAUACUUGGCGAAGAAAUCCAAAAUCUGCAACCAUAGGUGCACGGUGCACAGACCUGUGGGCGUGCGUGUUGGUGGCACUUCAUUCACCUCCUGUAUGAGACUGUCUUGUGAGGCCGCCGUGGGGGGCCCGGACAGGGCAGAGAUGUCCACCUGCAAAAUGAAGGGCAUCACACACAGCAAGAGACGCAUACAGGUGACCGAGGACUCGGUCAUCGGCCCUUCCGGACCUGCAGAAUCCGUUCGACGAUCGGGUUGUCUUUGGCCUUGCCACUCAUCAGCUGCCGAUCACAGCAGCUGCACAUAUGAAGGCAAUUCACUCGGUGCACUAAAGAGAUGAAGGACAGACGCACCUGGCAAGGCUGUCCAGGACGCCAAUUGCCAUGCCGAUGCUGCUGCCAUCGGGGGCGGCGGAUGCAGCGUCACUCGUCGCGACCGUCGACAGCAGAGAGCACAUCACCUCGGACAGGCCCUCGCACGAAGCAUACUGAAGUUGAGUGAAAACAGGAGUGCCGAGUGCUCAUACAUGCGCGUCGCAUCCACUCUGACUGACCGAAUUACGAGCAAGUAUGAGAUUGAGCAGAUGAACCGAAGCCGUCACGACACCUUGUCCGUGGCGGCCAUCCUUGGUCAGUCUGUCGCUCUGCAGGAUGCUCACAGCCGCCGAGAGGAAGCCCGCCUGCGCAAGACGCUCGCAGUAGCCACAUUCUGAGGAAACACAGACGCACACGAGAUAUCAAUGUGCGCACACGAGAUAUCAAUGUGCGGCAUGGACCGUGCACCAUUACUCACCAGCCAUUGCCAAUGGAACACUCAGAUAGAUCCAGACGAUGAAAGCCGGCCACUGAGCGGUGGCGUGGUCCUUCAGCAAUGUGGCUAUCUUGCCCAGGGCAGCGGAGCUCGCUGACACACUAUAGCAUAUGGACGCCAACACACCUGCAUCAGCACACGCCUACACACGCUCGUACAGCGGCAUCCACAUGUCCCCCACCUAGCUCAGAGGGGAAGCGGAGGGCGUCUCUGAAGAUGAUGCCUAUCAGCUCGUAUGCCCUCCACACAAUCACCUGAUCACUGCUGAUGACCAGGGUCUCGACGAGCGCAUCGAUGUGGCAGAACAUGUGCUGCUGAAACGCCCCCAGCGCCUCAGCCGUCACUGAAUUACACACAUAACACACACAGAUUCACUUAAACACGACAGCCCUCUUUUCCGGUUCAUCAUGUGAUCACCUGGGAUUCUUUUGAGAACCACUGCCACAUCUACCCCGAAUUUCUGGUCCGAUAGUGUCAGCCUCUUCACCCUUUCCUCCACCAAGACACCAAACAGCGGCAGCCACUCCACACCAAAGGGAUACCCAGCCUGACAAAGCCAUUUGAGGAAGCGCGUCGCCGCAGUCUGAUGCUCUAUGUCGCGGCUGCUGUCCUUGAAAAUGGAAACAAUGCAGCCGGCGAGGCCUCCCUGACCCUGCUGUCGAUGCGCCUUGUCCUUUUUGGCCAGUGAGCGCACGAGGCCCUCGACUGAUGGAUCGUCGUUGGGCAGGCGGGGCGCUUCCGUGACUUUCUCCACAUGGCUCGCGAAGGGGCCGAUAUCACCAGCCAGCAGAGCAUCGGCAGCGAGGGACAUGAUGGCAACAACGUCAGAGCCGGACGUCUGGCCCUGCUGCCCGUUGGCCGUGACUUGUUGGUUGGAUGUGAUGGGGGAGGGGGGGGAGGGAGGGUAUGGACGAGAGGAACCCGCUGGUUGCCGAUUCGCUGAUGCAGCCGCUGCGGCGAUUGCGAUUGACGAUGGGUUGGUGGAGCGAGUGGGGUUGGCGGCCUGCUCCUGUUGGGCACAUGCGAAGAUGUCGAACGCAGUGAGGGGCUGACGGCUGCCGUCCUGACAAUCACACCCACACCUCACACACAUGCACACCCCUCCCUCGUGUCUGUCUGUCUGUACCGAUGUGGCGUCCAGAGUGAUGUCAUCCUCUCCAGGCACACCGCCGUGCCCCGCCCCUCCCAUCAGCCCUGAUCCGUCUUUCUGCUGCUGCAUGGUGAUGCCCACAGCUGAUGCGUUGCCUGCUGGUGAGUGGGUGGCGGUGAGAUGCAUGGAGUGGGCGCGGGAGACGGAUGGCUGCGGCUGCUGCUGAUUCUGAUGGGUGUCGACGCCCUCACUAGGGAUCGGCGGACGCUGGAUGCCGAUGGGUGGGGAGCCCACGGGGACCUGCUGUAGGAGCAACUGAGACCCGUUGUCGCUGUUAGUCGCAGGGGUGCGCUCUCUGUGGGGAGAUGUUGCUAGCGGGGCAGACGAGCUACCAUCUAGACGGCCACAGACAGGGCCCCUGUUGCUCCCGGACGACUCAUCGCCACUCAUACACACAUCCUGCUGCUGUGGCUGCUCCCGCUGGCUGGCAUCUCCUUUGUCGGGCCUGCUGCUGUCUGCCGUCGGGCUGCCGGCAGAUAGCGCUUCGGUGGUGGCUUCCGCGGACAU
Messenger RNA from Vitrella brassicaformis, 7864 nucleotides. Lineage: Eukaryota; Vitrellaceae. The record is from the annotation of a GenBank genome assembly.